Molecule: messenger RNA, 261 nt
Organism: Macrosiphum euphorbiae (potato aphid)
Lineage: Eukaryota; Metazoa; Arthropoda; Insecta; Hemiptera; Aphididae
Source: the annotation of a GenBank genome assembly
AUGUUUUUAGAAUGUCCAGAAUCCCUUAGAAAUGAAGAUAACUAUAAAUUAGAUGUCCUUCAGGCUAAUCCAUCUGAAACAGGUGUAAAUGAACUUUGUGAAUUUAAUACUAUUCCUAAUUAUCAUGUAAUAACUAAUAGUGUAUGCGAUUUUAUGCACGAUGUAACAGAGGGAGUCGCCCCUUUUAAUGCCUGUUGCAAUCACACAUUUAAUAAAUUACAAGUAUUUUGGAUUAAUUUUUGGGGAACUAGUUCCUAUUGA